UACUUUUUUGGUCGGCGGCUCCGAGGCAGCGGUCAGGGAGCGGAACGCGUCGUCUGGGCCAGCAGGCGAGGCUAAUUAGCUACAACAGGCAACGCACCUGCAGUAAUAAUCCGCAACGAAUGCGAGGUGUGCACAUGCACUGAGCAAAAUGCGGGCUGGUGGGUUACGCGAAGCAUCUAGAUCAUGUUCCCCCUGAGGGCGCGGUGAUGCCGACCCCCCAGAAUGAUAUUGCAACCGCGUGCGGCUCCCGCAUUGUUUCACAUGGGCCUGCAGGCGAGAGAAUGGUGCCUGCGGCAUGCACGAAAGGCUGCUGCUGCUGCCUGCCACCCGGGAGGCAGCCAGCAGAAAGAGCGAGGCACGUCUUAUUCACAGAAGGGGCGGUGCCCUCGCUGCGACACGGUCGGGAAGUGGGGCGCCCGUGACAAGCUGGAGGGAUACCCCUCGGUCGUGAAGGAUGGCCUGGAACGCUACCCGCAUGGCAGCAGCGGAAGUAUAAUCAGAAGAGGCUGCACAACACUUUGUAUGCCGAUGUCUGCACCUUGAGGGAAGCGAAGCGAUCGCACUGCUUGCUGCGAGAACCGGGUGCUUGAAGGCGGCCUCAGGGAGCGGACCACGAUGGUGCUUUCAAAUCGCUCCAGUCGGCAGCAGCGUCCCUUCUACGGCGGCUCGCAGAGAAAUCCAGAGACCCUGCUGGCGUGUGCAAAGGCCUUUCAUCAUAUUUCGGCGGUGGACCAACCUGCCUUCGGUAAACCUCCCCUUAAUGAAAAGGGCCUGGGACCAAAACCGUCGGACCUGGACACGCAAAAGUGACGGCCGCGACGCCCUCUCGCGAACCGAAAACGGCCAAUUCCUUCAUCGACGUGUCAGGGUAGGUCUGUCCACCCUCGAAUAUUACGGCAGAUUCGCGUCGUGACG
Molecule: messenger RNA, 915 nt
Organism: Prorocentrum cordatum
Lineage: Eukaryota; Dinophyceae; Prorocentrales; Prorocentraceae
Source: the annotation of a GenBank genome assembly